Messenger RNA from Leptomonas pyrrhocoris, 4704 nucleotides. RefSeq lists its product as hypothetical. The transcript has a single exon. Bases 139 to 4704 code for a protein of 1521 amino acids. The record is from RefSeq and is a predicted model, not a curated record. NCBI's taxonomy places the organism in Eukaryota, Euglenozoa, Kinetoplastea, Trypanosomatida, Trypanosomatidae.
GCUACUAUGGCAGCCGUUGCGGCGGCGGUUUGAUGGGCGCUAAACAAUAAACAACAUAAUAGUAAUUAUACUUAAUUUUUCACUGCUGGAGAGCUUCAUUGCAAUUUGCCGCUCCUCCUUUUCUUUCUUUCUUAAAAGAUGCGCCGUGUUGUUUCUCAAAAGUUGAGGCGGUGCGCGUCUUCACCGAGCGCAUUCGGUGGCACGUGCUAUCAGGCCUCCACCAAAGCCUCUUCUCGAAUGAAAUGCGAAGCGCAGAAGUCACCGACAGCUUCUUCACGCAGGCUGAAAAGGUCAAAAACGGAUGUUGAUGGACAGCAGGCGGUGACGACACCUCCGUCGGACCGCAGAGCAUCUCCCGCGUCUUCGCCCGAACGAACCACGUCGUCCGCCACGCCGUCGUGGGUGCGGAACACCCUGCACUACAACGAAGAGAGGGUGCAGCAGCUGGCGAACCUGCUCUCCGGUGUUCCUGGGGAUAUUGCCUCUCCGGUGUCGGAGACUCCGAGCACGGGUGCAGGCUAUUUGUCGUCUGGUGCCAAAAGCGUCGAAGAGCAGCUGCGACAACCCGGCUGUCAAUCAACGGACCGGAGAAGACCGGCGAAGUCCGGGACUCCCGUGCUUUCGCGGGAUCGCCCCACGAAUGCGAACCGAGAUGCUUCCGCUGCCACCCGGCGCCAAGGCAAAAACACCUAUAUGGGAGCAUCGCUGCUUAAUAAAAACUGGAGUUCCAUUCUGCUGGACUUACCAAAAGACUCUGCGACUGCAGCGCUGGUAAGGAACCUCCUCUCCCUUCCAACCGCACGCAUGCACUCCCAGGGCCACGCAUGCGCGUCAUCGUCCCAUUCCGCAGGCACAACUCCCGAGCAGGAGACGCUCUCUGCGCUGCUCCGUGCCUCGAGGCUGCACUGGCACGUCACAUCGCAAUGUGCUGCUCCUUUCCUUCUCUCUUCUUCGGUGGAGAAGCCUCUCGGAGACAACGUUCACCAUCUCUGUGUUGUGGCGUCUGCACUAGAGGCCAGCCUCAAGUCGUUGCGGGAGGCCGACGGCGCCCCUGCGCAGAGCUCCAACGGCGCGGCCACCACUGCAGCAAAAGUGCAAAAGACUACUGCCGUUGUCGAUGCGGCAGACAAGCACGACACACACGUUACCGGGGAAGCGAUGCGGGACUCAGUCGGCGCGGCGCAGCAGCGCAAAGAGUGGCAACACACAUGCGUCACGAAAUACAGUCAGCUGCUCACAGAGCUGCUUACCCGGCUGAUAACUGAACUCGCCGCGUACAAUAGCCAGCAGCAGCAACGGCAGCAGCAGAAACGCUCUCUCUCUUCUUCACAGGUUCGCAUAGAUGUGCUUUUAUCGGCAGUUUUAUCGCUCCUACAUGCUCUCGAUAUCUGUGCGAUCAGCCCAGAGGAGUUACCAGAUCCUGCGGCGUAUGGAAGGACGGAAAACGCCUCCUCCCAGCACACAUCAGCAACGGUGGCAAUUCAAUGCAGUUUGCUGGAGCAGCUCUGCGCAGAAGUCGUUGUAGCCAUGACGCAACCGAAUUCUACGCUCAGUUCGUCCGGAGAACGCUCUGAGACGUCUGCAGAUCGGUUUCAUGCGCUGCCGUCGCCCGUCGCCGCCGUGCUCUCGACCAGGAAGCAGCUGACCAACCUUCAGGCGAAGCUGAAGGUGUUGCCGAGUUCUUCGUCAGGGCAAGGCUGCAUCCAAGGAGUGGUGUCCAUCACGUUUCUCUUCUACGUUGUCGUCCUACGCAGAGCACUUGCCGAAGAGGUAUCUGCUGUGCACGCUACGGUGUCCGUCACGCCAGAUGGCGCAAACUCGAAAGAAACGACUGGUCCGCAGCGCCAAGGCAUCAUCUUUUCAGGCAAUGAGAUGGUGGAGUUGGCAAAGCAGGCAGAGACCCUGCUGACCCUGCUGCACCCUCAACAGGACCUGUCUCAGGCUGCACUGGCAACGAUGCAGCACCGCACGACGAGUCCCGCGCUCAGUAACUUUCUCUCCUUGUUGUGGCGGCACUCCACAAAGGUGCAGGCGGCACAGUCGCGGUGGUCACGCGCAAGCUCAUCUUCUAUUUCAACGGAUGCAUCGAGAGCUUCGAAGGGCCAUACAGAUACAGCGUCGCCUUCAGCUACGCUGCUCUCCCCGGCGUCUCGCUUCUGGGAGCAGCACCCAACACACCUGGCGCUGCUUUUAAGCUCCUACUACGAUCUGCUCGCUGUGAGUGGCGAGUUGCUGCCAAUGGCGCUCGACGACGCCUCUGCAGAACCGUCGUCGAAAGCGACUUUGGAUUUGUCGUGGGUCGUACCGUAUUACAGCCGCGUUAUUCGUAUCGGAAUGGCCCUGCAGAUGGAUGCAGCACUGCUGGCGGCGGCGCAUCUCGGUUUGGAAGCCUUCGCCCCUCGGUCUCCAGACACUCCGUUGGAGAAGGUGGUUGCGUUACGGCUCAAGUCGAGACGUGCGAAGAAGCUGAAUUCGUCGUCCGCGACCGGACGAAGCGACGCAGGCGUCACGCGAGCGGCAGUCAAAGGGAGCGGCAGCGACGCGGAUGCGCGCGACAAAUCGGCUGGCACCAAUGACGAGCAGUGUGCAGAGACGGAUGAUCCUAGCCGUCACUGGGCUCGGGUAUUUCGCCUCUCCGGCGGUGUACGCGUGGCGUGCUGCGAGACGUUGUACCGUGCAGUAGUCAACAUGGCGACCCUCUGCAGCAGCGAUCGCACUGCUGCAGCACGGCUCGUGAGCGCCGGCAACGGUGCCGCUGCUGCCCGAGACUCUUCCCCUUCCGCCUCCUUCCGCUCUUCUUCAGCUCACAACACGACCCCUCCGGCUAUCGUUCUCGUACACGCCGUUUCGCGCGUGUUGUUUUGUGUCCCCCGCACGGAGUACUUGCUCGGUCUCUACACGGACGAGCUCCUCUCCGCCGAGGCCGCCGCGGAGCAGAGCCGACGUGUUUACAUCGCCUGUGGCGGCGUCUUCUUAUGGCUGCGUGAGCUGUCCCCUCCGUUUGACACUCAGUUCGCGCGCACCGCACCGCCGGACACGCCUUCGGCCGCUGCGGUGGCAGAAGCAGCUCUACCCGCAAAAGCCAAGGCGGUGAUGUGGCUUGUAUGCGGUACAACGAAGGCGAAUGCCCUUGAGGCUGCCUUCUUUCUCACCUACCUCCUCUACCACUGGCCUUCGCUCACACGUUAUCACUACCAACAACCACUCCAACCGCAAGCGCAUGGACAGGGCGUUUGUUCGCACGCAGCCGCCCACGAGGGAGCGAGUCCGUUCAUGCGCGCCCUGUCGGCCGACGGCGUGGCAGCUGCGAUGCCGCCCACUCCUGUGGACUCCUUCAUUUCGGCCACCGCCGCCGAGUCGUACGUCGCGGAGACGCUGUUCUUCCUGCAGCAUGACACGGCGAGCCUUCUUCGCCACGUCCGCAUCACCGAUCGUUUCCACUACUUUAGCGGAGAGAAGAGAGACAAAACGAAGCUAAUGGAGGAGUCGGCGCUGCAGCGCCGACACGUGACCUCGACCUUGUCGGUGGUGCGGGCCUACGAGCAGCAACCAAACUUUGUGUGGAUGCCGCUGGAGACCGCCCAGGAAGUGCUGUUUCAGCUGAGUCACUUUCCCGGCUUAUUGGUGCCGGCCACCCCGGAAGGGGGGACAGGGGCGGCUCUGACCGGACUCCGCAGUGAAGGUGACGAGGAGGCGGAGAGUGCGAAGGUGAUGGGGAGUCACGGCCACGCCGGCGUGCAGGCGUACACCAAAGUGCAAGUGGGCACCAUCACCUGCACCUUUGCCCGGGCUCACGGUUACCUCGUCCGCCGCCUUCACGUGCUGGGCGGCAUCUUGCGCGAGUACCGCAGUCUGCUGCUCUCGUCACCCUCUCCGCACGACAAGCCAACAUUGCCGGGUUCAGCGUCGCCGCCACCUCGAGUCGAGUCCUCCACCCUUACCAGAGGACAACAGAACUUAACCAGCACAAAAGCAUCCGCUACCCCUUCGUCCUUCUCCAGUCACCUCGUCGCCAACGCCGCGCAUGCCCCGCAGGAUGAGUGCCAUCGCAGGAACAACUACCGCUGGGCCAACCCGUGGGCGACGAUGCUGCGCGAGGACUUUGCCAGUCUCCCGGCCGAGAUGGAAGGGUCUCCAACGUGGACAAUCGGCGUGCUGCGGACGAUGGAGCGAAUGGAGCUGAUGAUGUACGACGCUCACCGUCGGGGGCUGUUCAUGAAUGUCGCAAAAUCGCAGCGGCAGUACCGACUGCAGAAACAAAUGCAGUCGAAUGAGAUGGAGCCGUCUGGGUUGAAUGGGGUGACGUCACCGGAGGAGGAGGACGACGAGAGAGAUGGGGGUAUGAGCGAAUUACACGAGGCCAGUCACAUCACUGCGAGAAAGCCGCUGGCGCACGAGAUCUGCGUGACUCGCGCGUCGAGAUAUGUGCCCCUCGGUGUUGCACUGGACGGCAACGGAUGCGUGCUGCGUGUCCAAGAGACGGUGAGCGCACCGACAGCAGCCGGUGCGUCGUACGGUGAGACGGAGGAGGUGACGUCGCCGUUUGCGGCGGCCCUCGCUCGUUGCCCGGCUGGCAGAAUCGCUCCAGCAGAGGUGAUUGGGCACCGCAUCACGGCAGUGGAUGGCGUUGCAGUGGAAAACGGCCGUGCGGUGGCGGCGCAGGUGCAAGACAAAACCACUUUUGCGUUGACGUUCGAGGAGUAG